CGUCGCGUAGCGCAACGUAACUGUCUUCUGUGAAUACAGUGUGCGUACAUGCGUUGCGCGAUUUUCGCAGGCGUUGGUGCAGUACUGUCGGGGCUGGCGUAACUGGCUAGCUAGCUGAUCCCUUGAAAUGGACGUAUUCCUAAUGAUCCGGCGUCACAAGACGACAAUCUUCACAGACGCCAAGGAAUGCACCACUGUGUAUGAGCUGAAGCGGAUUGUUGAAGGAAUACUUAAAAGACCUCCUGAGGACCAGCGGCUCUACAAAGAUGAUCAGUUGCUAGAGGACAGCAAAACUCUGGGGGAUUGUGGAUUCACCAACCAGACUGCCAGACCUCAAGCACCAGCUACAGUUGGUCUGGCCUUUCGUGUAAAUGAUGAGAUGUUUGAGCAGCUGCACAUCGAGGCCUUCUCCAGCCCCCCAGAACUCCCUGACGUGAUGAAACCUCAGGACUCUGGUAGCACUGCCAACGAGCAGGCGGUACAGUGAUAGUGAUGGAGGGAAGAGGCUAACGACGGAGGGAAGGAUGGGAGUGGGUGUGUGUGGAUUCACUGGAGCGAAGAAGUAAUUUAAUUUAAUGAAUGCGGACAUUAUAGGUAACCAAGCCUGCCCACGUUACCUUCAUGCCAUCACAUCAGCAUCCCACCUCCGCCCCCUCGCCAAAUUACUUCAUAAUGUCUUUCUUUUUAUCUCUGGUUUCCACACCAUGUGCAGCCCUGCUCCUUGAAUUUACUCUAAAGCAUCAACCGUCACAACAUUUGGAGUAAGAUUGAUGGUUUGGAAAGUAUGAGUGUAUGUAACCGCGUGUCUUUGAGUUGUUAUAAUUAUUAUCGUUAGCAUUUUGGAAAAGUUGGAGGCAUAGUUGUCACAGUGCUGUAGAUGUAAAAUGCUCGGGUAUGAUUUCAGUAUUUGAAUCAGAAAACUGCAUGAACCUCAAAGCAAAAGGUUUGAGACCGACCACUGAGUUGUUUACUAGGUCUGAUCCUCACAGUUUUUUACUCCUCAUUACCAAUUUGACACAUCUAGAAACAAGUUUGUUUAAUUAGUAUGUAUGAGUCGUCAGUCAGCUGUGUUUCUUGCACUGAGACCAAAGGCAGGCAAGCAGAGGGAUGUAUUUGGUUAAAGCACAUUUGCUCUGUGACAUACAGUAAACACCGAAUGAGAACUUUCCUGUGUUCUACUUUAAUUUUUUUAUAUGCUUACAUAAUGUCACUAACAUUAUUCUGGCACCUUCUAACCCCAGGCACACAAACGAAGCUUGUAACUGUGAGCUCGCUUAAUUAAAAAGUUUUUCCUG
Girardinichthys multiradiatus is the source of this 1295-nucleotide messenger RNA. Its product is annotated as elongin-B-like. The transcript is spliced from 4 exons. Gene Ontology annotation, molecular function: protein binding. Bases 128 to 487 code for a protein of 119 amino acids. Lineage: Eukaryota; Metazoa; Chordata; Actinopteri; Cyprinodontiformes; Goodeidae. Gene Ontology annotation, cellular component: elongin complex; VCB complex. The record is from RefSeq and is a predicted model, not a curated record. Gene Ontology annotation, biological process: transcription elongation by RNA polymerase II.